Molecule: messenger RNA, 1975 nt
Organism: Tarenaya hassleriana
Lineage: Eukaryota; Viridiplantae; Streptophyta; Magnoliopsida; Brassicales; Cleomaceae
Product: peptidyl-prolyl cis-trans isomerase FKBP43
Exons: 12
Coding region: 221-1735 (504 amino acids)
Molecular function (GO): peptidyl-prolyl cis-trans isomerase activity
Source: RefSeq, a predicted model, not a curated record
AGCAAACGGCUCUUUCUCUAGAGAAUCGCAAAAUACAGAAAAACCCUAAUAGCCUGGGAAUUGCCAGAGUCUCGUCUCCUCGUCUUUCAAAAGCACAGGAAAACCCUAAUCGGCUCUUUAUACUCUCUACUCGACUUGAGUUUGCUUCGCUUUGUUCAUCGUUUCCCUUCAUCUGUAACGCCGAUUUUGAUUUUCGGUCUCUCCUUCCACCGCUGCAACAAUGGCUUUCUGGGGAAUUGGAGUUGCAGGUGUUGAGGUGAAAUCUGGGAGGCCUUUCACUCUUCGUUCUUCCAAUUCAAGGCUUCACGUUUCUCAGGCAACGUUGGGGGUGGGUAAGGCAAGAGAAAAAAGCAUAGUUCAAUGUAAUGUUGGGGACAAAACACCUGUCUUUUUGUGUGCCUUAUCUCCCGACAAUGUUGAAUCUUCCCAAUUGAAUCUGGAAUUCGAUGAAGCUGUGGAAGUUGUUUUCUCUGUCAUUGGACCUCGAAGCGUACACCUAACUGGCUACUAUCUCAAUGGGAAAUCUACUUUCACUGGGGAUGAUGAUGGGUCAGAGACUUAUGGAGAAGAUAUUGUAGAUACAGAGAACGAAAGAUCUGCUGAUGAAAAUGAUUACGAUUAUAGUGACAGUUUUAUAAAUGACGGUGACCCUUCUGGUGAGGAACUAACUAUCAAGGAGAGACCGAAGAAAGCGAAAAAUCAGAAGAAUAAUGGAAAACUCAGAAGACUUAGGAAGAAGUUUCAAGUAUCUGACUCUGAUACUGAAGAAAAUUGGAAAUUAGGAGUUUUCUCUGGAAUUCGUGACUCAAGCACUAGCAGUUCCGUAGGAUUAUAUGUCAGUGAAAGUGAAUAUGAGAUCGGGGACUUACCUUUUUCCAAGAGUGCUCUGUCUCUAAGGCAGACAAGAUCAAAGACAAGUGGCAUGGAAAAUGGUCAGACUGACUCAAAAAGUAAGAAGGCAGUAACUGAUUUUGCUGAUCAUACCCAUGAGGUUCCGGAUCAAAGUAGGGAUAAGCCUUCAGACGAUUGCAAAAGUCCUUCAAAGAAAAAGAGGAGAAAACAGAAGCAAAGCAUUUCCUUUGAUGCCAAAUCUUGUACUGAAGGGGAUAGUAGGAAAACAGAAAAUCCUUCUGAAAGUGUUCAGAACGAGGAGCCAACUUUUGACAAGAUCGAUGCAUUGAAGAAAAAGAGAAAAAAGGAGGGACAUGAGGGAUCUAUGAUCAAGAGUAUUGCGACAGAAGCUGACAAUUCGAUUGAUCAUCCGCGGGUCAAUAAGAAGACAAGCAAGAGGUGCCGUGAAGUUCAGGAUGAGGAAAACACCGACAAAUCAAAAUCUGGCAAAGAAGUGAGUGACAACGAGUACAGAGACGGUACUAAUAAACCACUCGGAGUGGAGAGUUUGUCAAGUGGACUGAUCAUUGAAGAGCUUGGAAAAGGGAAUUUGGAUGGGAAAUCAGCAGUUAAGGGGAAAAAGGUCAGCAUAAUUUACACUGCGAAGUUGAAGGAGAACGGGGAAGUAUUCGAUUCAAACGAUGGAAAGGGUCCAUUAAGAUUUCGCCUAGGUGGAGACAAGGUGAUAGAAGGUCUGAACAUUGGUGUUGAAGGCAUGCGUGCUGGUGAUAAGAGAAGACUUAUCAUCCCACCAUCUCUCGGAUAUACGAAAGAGAGACCUGCAGAAGAUGUGCCCGAGAAUGCAUGGCUUGUCUACGAAGUUGAAGCCGUGAAAGUACGAUAAUGUCUUGCAUGGGUUCUCCUAUUUAAUCUUACCUCGUUCCCAGUUUUGAUCCUCUUCUCUCUUUCUUCUGGGUUCAAGACAAUAUUUUUUUGUUUAUCUCAAGGUUUGGUUUUAUUGAAUUUUGAUGGCUGGUUCCAUACCAAAUUCGGGCAGGACGUAUUUUGUUUCUAAUUUUCAAUGAUCGACUCGAGCACCACUUCAAUUGUUUUCGAUGAUCUCGGGUUGAUUUUUUGUUUUCUC